Messenger RNA from Cyprinus carpio (common carp), 1088 nucleotides. RefSeq names its product nucleoside diphosphate kinase 3-like. Bases 18 to 623 code for a protein of 201 amino acids. Lineage: Eukaryota; Metazoa; Chordata; Actinopteri; Cypriniformes; Cyprinidae. Gene Ontology annotation, biological process: UTP biosynthetic process; CTP biosynthetic process; GTP biosynthetic process. Gene Ontology annotation, molecular function: nucleoside diphosphate kinase activity. The record is from RefSeq and is a predicted model, not a curated record. The transcript is spliced from 5 exons.
AGGAGACACGCACGCGCAUGUCACAUAGCGACACUCCUCAGCGCGCGCGCGCGUCUCCUCGCCCUCUAUCUCCAGAAACUCUUGAGAGACAGCCGGCGCCUUGGACUGCGAAGAUGAUCAUACUUUGCUUAACGAUAUUUGCGAACGUUUUCAAGACUGGAUGGACCGGCACAAACGAGCGCACGUUCAUCGCAGUGAAGCCAGACGGAGUUCAGCGCAGGCUGGUCGGUGAAAUCAUCCGCCGCUUCGAGCGCAAGGGUUUCAAACUGGUCGGCAUGAAGCUCCUGCAGGCAUCAGAGGAGCAGCUCAGACAGCACUACAGGGACCUGAGGGAGAAGCCUUUCUACAGCGGCUUGGUCAAAUACAUGAGCUCUGGGCCCAUUGUUGCAAUGGUAUGGCAAGGACUGGAUGUGGUGAAGACUGCCAGAAAGAUGCUUGGAGAGACAAACCCAGCAGACUCUCUCCCAGGCACUAUCAGAGGAGACUAUUGUGUUGAAGUGGGCAGGAAUGUGAUUCAUGGCAGUGAUUCAGUUGAAAGUGCUCAGAGAGAGAUUUCUCUGUGGUUCAAGCAUCACGAGUUGUUCUGCUGGGAAGAGUGCAGUGAGCACUGGAUCUAUGCUUGAAACCCAUCAUAUAGCACUCACGCAGUCUUCAUUCAAUACAGCUUCUGCAGCUUCAUCUGCUCCUUACAGAGAAAACUCUGCCCAAGCCAUAAAGUGACCAAAAUAGGAAAAGCUAGCUAGGUAUGUUGACAGAGUAACCUGCAUUUGUUUGUAUUUCCUGAAAAUCCAGUUAUUGGUCAAGCUAUCUUGAAUGUAAUGGUUUUCUUACGGCUUUCUUUGCAAAUGUUUAAUCUUCACAGAUAUUCACGUCAUUACUAAUCUUUAGUAGGUUGGUAAGUCAUGCACUACUCUAAGAUAUUUUAUUUGAGGUGUUUACAUCCCCUUGAAAGAUGUUGUUUACAUUUUUACCUCCAACUUUUGAUAUGGAAAUGCUUCUUGUCAUCUUGAUGCACUCUGUAAAAUACUUAUUUUAAUCAUGACUCAAAAGGAAAGCAGUAAUGAAUGAUAAAGAGCCAGCAUGCUCUG